Messenger RNA from Ilex paraguariensis (yerba mate), 1935 nucleotides. NCBI's taxonomy places the organism in Eukaryota, Viridiplantae, Streptophyta, Magnoliopsida, Aquifoliales, Aquifoliaceae. The record is from the annotation of a GenBank genome assembly.
AUGGAGAAUUAUAGUCACAGAGACAUCUUCUUCCUCAUCUUCCUCUUCUUCUUCUCACCCUCUUCUCCAUUGGCAUCAUCACAACCUUGCCAUGUUGUGGACAAAGAAGCAUUACUCCAAUUCAAAAAAGCCAUCACCUCUGACCCUUCAAAAUUGUUGCAGACAUGGACACCUACCGCUGAUUGUUGCACUGCCUGGGAAGGCAUUGGUUGUGAUGCCUCCGGCAGAGUCGUUAACGUCUCGCGUCCCGGCCUUGCCUCUGGGGACGACUUCAUCAUCGACACCUAUAUGACUGGGACUCUAUCACCUUUCCUUGGCAACCUCUCUUUCCUUCAAUUGCUUGAUCUCAGUAACCUCAAGGACAUGAGGGGUCACAUUCCACCUGAAUUGGGCCGGUUGUCGCGCCUAAUCUAUCUGUUUCUUGAUUCAAACAAGCUCACUGGUUCGAUACCAGUUACUUUUCGGUUCCUUAAUCAGCUGGAGAAGCUGUAUCUCAGUGACAAUUUUCUGUCUGGUUCUGUCCCUUCACCUGUUUUGGAAUCUUUCAUUUCACUGUCCGAACUUGGCCUUUCGGGGAAUCAAUUGUCCGGUCUCAUCCCAUCAUCAAUAGGCAAAUUGGUUUCACUAACCAAGCUUGAUCUCCAUGAAAACAACUUUUCUGGUCAUAUUCCAAAUACCAUUGGCAACCUCAAGAGCCUCAAUUUUAUUGAUUUGUCUGAUAAUCAGAUCAAUGGAAGCAUACCAAUAUCUAUUGGUGGACUUCAUGAAUUAGUACUAUUGUACCUCAACAGUAACCAACUUGGUGGAAGCAUUCCCUAUACUAUAUCUGGUCUCAGUUCUCUCCAAUUCUGCCGCUUAUCUGAAAAUAAGCUCACUGGCAGCAUUCCAGCAUCCAUUGGCAUGUUACCGAAGAUCCAACGAUUAAUUUUCGAGAACAACAAGCUCAGUGGGAAACUGCCUGCAACCAUUGGAAAUCUCACAACACUUACUGAUAUAUUCUUCUCGAACAACCACUUUAUUGGAAAAGUACCUUCAAGUUUUGGCAAUCUACAGAACCUUCAGACCCUGGAUUUGUCAAGAAACAAACUCUCUGGUCCAAUCCCUCCACAACUUUCUAAAUUACAGAAUUUACAAACUCUAGAUCUUUCCUUUAAUCCUCUGGGGCUUAUGGGCAUUCCAAACUGGUUGGAAAAAUUGAAACUGCUUCAGCUAAUGUUGGCGAGAACCGGAAUUAAAGGGCAGUUGCCAAAUUGGUUAUCUUCAUCUUCCAUAUCUGAACUUGAUUUAUCAAGCAAUGCGUUGACAGGGAAAUUACCCCCUUGGAUAGGAAACAUGACCAACCUUUCCUUCCUCAAUUUAUCAAACAAUGGUUUCUAUUCCUCAAUUCCUUCACAAUUCAAGAACCUUUCACUUCUAAUGGACCUUGAUCUUCACUCAAACAAGUUUUCGGGUAACCCAAAUAUCGUAUUCUCAAAAAAUGUUCAAAACCCACUUGGCCAUUUCAACUCCAUUGAUCUUUCUUACAAUAUGUUCACUGGACCAAUUGAUGAAAACGUUGGAGGCCAACCUGCCAUGGACUCUAUUGUGUCCUUCGUUCUGUCAGAGAAUCCACUGGGAGGAUCUAUACCGAAAACUCUGGGGAAAUUGAGUGGACUACAGGUACUUGAACUUGUUGGUAAUGAGCUUUCAGGGAAGAUUCCAAUUGAGCUUGGCAAUGCCACGGAAUUGACAACAAUUUUGGUUUCUAGGAACAAGUUGAUUGGCUCAAUUCCAGAAGAGGUACUGAAUCUGAAGAAUCUUCAAGUGUUUGAUGUGUCUUUUAAUCAGUUAAGUGGGAAAAUCCCUCCCCACAAGGCUGUUAUCCCUGUGUCUGCAUUUAUGAAUAAUCCUGGCUUGUGCGGAGCUCCACUUCCUCCUUGUAAGCACUUUAUCUGA